AUGGUAUCUCUCAAUUUUUGUGUCUUGGCUGUUACAGCUCUUCUUUCGAGCGCAGAAGCAGGACAAAAACAACCGAGAUUUGAACCAAUACACUCUCGUGCACUGACGAAUUCAAGUGGCGUUUCGCUCUCAAUCUUGACUAAGACUGGUGUGAGAAACGCAACGGCACCAAAUCUUUACGGAUGGAUGUUCGAGGAUAUCAACCACUCUGGGGAUGGAGGAUUAUACGGGGAACUGUUGACGAAUCGAGCCUUUGAGGGUUCCGAUAUUACCUUCGGGUCAUUUCCAGGAUUCACGGGAAAUAGCAUCGUCUGGCAAGAAAACGAGUGCAAUCCGACUGGUCCUGUAAUCACUGGAUACAAACCGUUGGGAAAUGCCACCAUCAGACUGGACAAUUAUCGUCCAUUGUCACACUCUCACCAAACAGUCCUGGCCCUCGACAUCCCUACCACAGUUAACACCUCCACUACACCUGUCGGAUUCGCCAACAUGGGAUGGUGGGGGAUUCCAGUUUCGCCACAGACUUACAACGUCUCAUUUUUCAUCUACCCGAAUCAAUUCCGGAACCAAAACAAUCUGAAGACAGAAAUCACAGUAUCGCUCCAGUCAAACCUGACAGGUGAGAUCUUCGCUUCCACAGUAAUCCCCGCUCAGUCUUGGAAUGUCGUGAACUACACACAUGUCACUGCGCAAAUAGUUUGUGAUGUUCAGGCCCCGAAUACGAACAACACUCUUGCUAUUACGUUUGAUCCCAAGGAAGCAGCUGGUCAGACGUAUUAUUUUGAUCAGAUUAGUUUGUUUGGAGAGACGUUUAAAGGGUAUAGAAAUGGGCUGAGAAAGGAUUUGGCGGAGCAUAUUUAUGAUUUGGGGCCAAAGUUUUUGAGGUGGCCGGGUGGGAAUAAUUUGGAGGGCUAUUCGUUUCAGAGACGGUGGAAAUGGUGGGAGACGAUUGGACCGCUGGAAGACAGAUGGCCAAGGCCUGGAAAUUGGCAGUAUUACAAUACCAACGGAAUGGGUCUUCUUGAGUUUCUGGAGUGGACAGAGGCAAUGGAAGCAGAAAAUGUCCUCGGGAUCUUCAGCGGCUACUCCCUCAUUGACGGCAAUGGAGGCAACUCAGCCGAGUAUCCCCUCACAGAAGAAGCUAUGUAUCCCGUCCUCAAAGAAGCUCUCGAUGAGCUUGAGUUCUGCAUGGGCUCCACCGAUACCUAUUGGGGAGCCAAGCGUGCUGAGUACGGCCAUCCUGAGCCUUUCAAGAUCCAAUACAUAGAGAUCGGCAACGAAGACUGGUUCUCCAAAGCGUAUCCCUUCCGCUUCAAGUACCUCUACGACGGACUCAAAGCCGCCUAUCCAGACAUCAUCCUCAUCAGCUCAGCAUACAACGAAAACCCCACCUACACAAUCGACCUCCCCCCAGGAUCAAUGUGGGACACACACCACUACGAAGAACCCAAAUUCUUCAUCAACCAAUUCGAUUUUUUCGACAACUGGCAAGAGCGCACCAACAACACCAACGUAACAAUCAUGAUCGGCGAGUACUCCGUCUACCAAGUCGACACACCCUCCGGCGCCGUCAACUUCUCCAACCCACCAGACCUACAUGUCUCGUAUCCGCGCAUGAUUUCUGCUCUAGCAGAAGGAGUGUAUCUGCUUGGGGCAGAGAGAAACCCGAAUGUGGUGAAGCUCAGCAGUUAUGCGCCGAGUCUCCAGAAUUGGAAUUGGUAUAACUGGACGCCGAAUCUGAUUGGGUUUGAUGCUGAUCCUGCGCAUACGGUGCUGAGUACGAGUUAUUGGUUACAGAAGCUGUUUAAUGCGUAUCGUGGGACGGAGAGUGUGACGGUGAAGAAUACUGAGGGAGACUUUGGGGAUUUGUAUUGGGCGAGUUCGGCUGAGGAAGGGAAGGUGUUUUUGAAAGUUAUGUGAGUAUUUACCUCGGUGUCAAGUGGAGCAUGAUGUACUGACGAGUGUUAGAAAUGUGAAUGGGACGGAGGUGCCGUUGAAGGUGGACUUGGAGUCGAGUUGGACCUCUGUCAAUGGAACGAGCAUGUCGAACCCGGAUCCCAACGGCUUCAAUUUCAAAAACAACGCCACGGCCAUCGUACCGAGACCGCUGAAUCUCACUAACUCCUCACCAGUGGGUAAUCGAACCUGGACUUGGAGUGUUCCGGCAUAUUCUAUCACGGUACUGCAGUUCAACUUGUAAAUAUGUUCUGGCGAAGGAAGCGUGCUUAAUCAUAGGUCACGAUGAGACCAUCAUCCUUCAUAGUAACGUAGAAAUAUAACUUACUUCUGGCUUGACUCUGGUUGCUGAACGAGAUUAUUCUUUGGAAUUUGAUUUGCCGGUGCCUGCGGCACAUUUAUUUGACUUUUGUUACAAAUUUGAUUUACUGACAUUGAAAAUGUAUGGACUCGGGCAAGGACGUUGCGAUUUUUU
Molecule: messenger RNA, 2431 nt
Organism: Cadophora gregata
Lineage: Eukaryota; Fungi; Ascomycota; Leotiomycetes; Helotiales; Ploettnerulaceae
Exons: 4
Coding region: 1-1920 (639 amino acids)
Biological process (GO): L-arabinose metabolic process
Molecular function (GO): alpha-L-arabinofuranosidase activity
Source: RefSeq, a predicted model, not a curated record